GCAUCGGUUAAUCGUGACCUAGACCUCGUCGAAGAAAGUAUUCACGUUGUUGAAACACUACGGGCACUCAUACGUUAAGAGAAAAAAAAACUGUUUCUUUCUCGAUCAUUACUCAUACACUCUUCUCGUCGGCGUCUUCAAGUGAAUUUCAUUUUGUGUGUGAUUCCGUUAUUUUAAUGUGUUUAUAGUGUGCUCUGUUUUCAUGAAUUUUAUCACGCGCAAUUGUGUGUAUGGAAAGAGUGACGCGCUUGCCAACAAAGUUAAAGUGAAAGAAUUCCCAGUAAAAGAAAUCCAUUUGUUGUGUUUUGUCCAUCGUUUUGUUUGAUUCUACCUAUAUUUUCUACAACUUUCUUUUGAAAGAAUCAACAUGCAAUCGAAAUAUGUAUAUUUAGUGGGAGCGACUGUGGCUGCUUUGUCAAUGGUUGUUUUGACUCUUCAACCCUACUACGUCAAUCAAUGUUCUCGAGAUGAUCCAGAGGUCAAUACCUGCCUAAUGAAGAGUGCCAAUCGAUUAGCACGUCUGCUUCAAGCUGGAAUUCCCGAACUCGGCUUUGAAGACAUUGAACCAGUUAAUGUCGAUGAAAUAAAUAUUCAACUGGGCGGCGGAGAAGAUGGCUAUCGAGCUACAUUUACAAACAUUGAAGCAUAUGGUGUUAGCAAUCUUACAUUUACUAACGUGAGGUAAGCCGAUUUUGAACCUUUAUUUUUUUCGUUACAAAAACUAUUCUUUUGGAUAGAAUACAACGCCAAUGAAUAUUCCAUUUGCAUUUCGUUAACAGAAUAUAAUUGUGUAGAUCGCUUUCAAAUGCUUUCUCUAAGCGUUCACUGAACGUAUUGAACGGAGGCUUUAACCUGUUAUGUAAAUUUAGUCGUGUAAUAUAUAAUAGACUAUUCUUCUUGUGUGUUAUAAUCAAA
Molecule: messenger RNA, 915 nt
Organism: Contarinia nasturtii (swede midge)
Lineage: Eukaryota; Metazoa; Arthropoda; Insecta; Diptera; Cecidomyiidae
Exons: 5
Coding region: 368-685 (105 amino acids)
Source: RefSeq, a predicted model, not a curated record